This is a messenger RNA of Scomber scombrus (Atlantic mackerel), 6353 nucleotides long. It is a transcript of the gene atp8a1, whose product is annotated as ATPase phospholipid transporting 8A1. The record is from RefSeq and is a predicted model, not a curated record. Gene Ontology annotation, molecular function: ATP hydrolysis activity; ATP binding; ATPase-coupled intramembrane lipid carrier activity. Gene Ontology annotation, biological process: phospholipid translocation. Lineage: Eukaryota; Metazoa; Chordata; Actinopteri; Scombriformes; Scombridae. Gene Ontology annotation, cellular component: plasma membrane.
CUUCACCGAGAGGCGUCUGUCGGCUUCACAAAUCCGCCGUGUGAACCAGGAUGCUGGGGGGGGGGAUCCGUGAAGCCGUGGGCUCCUGGACAUGUUAUUGUCAGCGCCGGGAAAUGAACGCUGUUUUUAUUUUAUUUUAAAUCUGACAAAUAUAUCUCAUUAGCAGCAGCAAAACACGCAGCGCUACAGUCCGCAUGAGAGAGGUUUUUCUGUUGAAUGUUUAGACGCUUUAAAAAAAAAAACGUUAUCUUUGCCGGUUGAGAAGAAGCAGCCACACCGAGCAGAACUAACAAGCCGCGGCCGCCUGACAGGUGCCGUCGCCCGGCGCAGCGUGGAGAGAUGCCGCCCGUCCAGAGAACCAUGUCUGAUCUUCGAACCCGGUCGGAGGGGUAUGAAAAGACAGAGGACACAUCAGAAAAGACAUCCUUAGCUGACCAAGAAGAUGCCCGAAUGAUACACCUCAACCAGCAGCAGUUCACCAAGUUUUGCAGCAAUCGAGUCAGCACGGCCAAAUAUAAUGUCCUCACCUUCCUUCCUCGGUUCCUCUACUCACAGUUCAGGAGGGCGGCCAAUGCUUUCUUUCUCUUCAUUGCACUCCUGCAGCAAAUCCCAGAUGUGUCUCCCACUGGUCGCUGGACCACACUGGUGCCGCUGCUCUUCAUCCUGGUGGUGGCAGCUGUCAAGGAGAUCAUUGAGGAUCUGAAACGUCACAAAGCUGACAACGUUGUCAACAAAAAGGAAUGUCAAGUACUGAGGAAUGGUGCCUGGGAGAUUGUGCACUGGGAGAAGGUGGCUGUUGGGGAAGUAGUCAGAGCUGCAAACGGCGAUCACCUCCCGGCUGAUCUCGUCAUACUGUCGUCCAGUGAACCACAGGGUAUGUGCUACAUUGAAACAUCUAACUUGGACGGAGAAACCAACCUUAAAAUCAGACAAGGUCUCCAAGUGACCGCAGAAAUUAAGGACAUCGACAACUUGAUGCGUCUCUCUGGGCGGAUGGAGUGUGAGAGCCCAAACCGCCAUCUGUAUGAGUUUGUUGGGAACAUCCGGCUGGAUAGACACAGUACUCAGCCGCUGGGUCCAGACCAGAUCUUACUGAGAGGAGCUCAGCUGAGGAACACUCAGUGGGUCCAUGGUGUGGUGGUCUACACAGGACAUGACACAAAGCUCAUGCAGAAUUCCACGCGGCCUCCUCUGAAGCUGUCCAACGUUGAGCGUAUCACCAACUUUCAGAUCCUUGUGCUGUUUGGCUGCCUGCUGGCCAUCUCUUUGGUCUGCUCGAUCGGCCAAACCAUCUGGAAGUACCAGUACGGCAAUGAUGCCUGGUACAUGGAUCUCAACUAUGGCGGGGCAGCUAACUUUGGCCUCAACUUCCUCACCUUCAUCAUCCUGUUCAACAACCUGAUCCCCAUUAGUCUCCUGGUCACACUGGAAGUUAUCAAGUUCAUCCAGGCUUUUUUCAUCAACUGGGACACUGAUAUGCUGUAUGAGCCCACAAACACACCGGCCAUGGCACGCACCUCCAAUCUGAAUGAAGAAUUAGGCCAGGUGAAAUACAUUUUCUCUGACAAGACGGGGACCCUGACUUGCAACGUCAUGCAGUUCAAGAAGUGCACCGUUGCCGGUGUGGCCUAUGGUCACGUCCCUGAGGCUGAGGAGGGUAGUUUUCAGAGGUUGACUGCCACAGCACAAACUCAUCAGACGAGGGCCGGAUUUAAUGACCCAAGCUUACUGGAAAACUUCCAAAGUAAUCACCCUACAGCUGCUGUCAUCCAGGAGUUCAUGACCAUGAUGGCCAUCUGUCACACUGCAGUCCCUGAGCGCACUGAUGGAAAAAUCACAUACCAGGCAGCAUCUCCAGAUGAGGGAGCUCUGGUGAGAGCAGCACAACAACUCGGCUUUGUGUUUUCUGGUAGAACCCCAGACAGCGUCUUUGUGGAUAUGCUUGGAAAGGAGGAGAGGUACGAGCUGCUUCAUGUGCUGGAGUUUACAAGUGUGAGGAAGAGAAUGUCAGUCAUCAUGCGCACCCCAUCUGGGAAGAUCCGCCUCUACUGCAAAGGAGCUGACACAGUGAUCUAUGAUCGUCUGGCAGACAACUCUAGGUACAAAGAGAUCACAUUGAAGCACCUGGAGCAAUUUGCCACAGAGGGACUGCGCACUUUGUGCUAUGCGGUGGCAGACAUCAGUGAGUCGUCCUAUCAGCAGUGGCUGGAGAUCCAACACAGAGCCUCCACCUCACUGCAGAACAGAGCCCUCAAACUGGAGGAGAGCUACGAACUCAUAGAAAAGAACCUGCAGCUGCUGGGGGCCACAGCGAUAGAGGACAAGCUCCAGGAUAAGGUCCCUGAGACCAUAGAGACUCUGAUGAAGGCUGACAUCAAGAUCUGGAUUCUGACUGGGGACAAACAGGAAACAGCCAUUAAUAUCGGACAUUCUUGUAAACUACUGACCAAGAACAUGGGCAUGCUCGUGAUCAAUGAGGACACACUUGAUAGAACAAGGGAAACCCUCAGCCACCACUGUGGAAUGCUUGGAGAUGCCCUCCACAAGGAAAACGACUUUGCCCUCAUUAUUGAUGGGAAGACUCUCAAAUAUGCUCUCACAUUCGGAGUGCGACAGUACUUCCUGGACCUCGCCCUGUCCUGUAAAGCUGUCAUAUGCUGCAGGGUAUCUCCUCUUCAGAAGUCAGAGGUGGUGGAGAUGGUAAAGAAACAGGUGAAGGUGAUCACGCUGGCUAUCGGUGAUGGUGCUAACGACGUAGGAAUGAUACAGACAGCUCAUGUCGGUGUGGGAAUCUCAGGCAAUGAAGGCCUGCAGGCAGCAAACUCCUCUGACUACUCUAUUGCCCAGUUCAAAUACUUGAAGAAUCUGCUGCUCGUCCACGGAGCCUGGAAUUACAACCGUGUAGCCAAAUGUAUCCUGUACUGCUUCUACAAGAACAUUGUCCUCUACAUCAUUGAGAUCUGGUUUGCAUUUGUCAAUGGCUUCUCAGGUCAGAUUCUGUUUGAACGCUGGUGCAUCGGCUUGUACAACGUGAUCUUCACUGCUCUGCCUCCUCUCACUCUGGGAAUAUUUGAGCGCUCCUGCAGGAAAGAGAACAUGCUGAAGUACCCAGAACUCUACAAAACCUCCCAGAAUGCUAUGGGUUUUAAUACCAAGGUCUUCUGGGCCCAUUGUCUGAAUGGCCUCUUCCACUCCGUCAUCCUCUUCUGGUUCCCCCUCAAAGCCUUCCAGCAUGAUACGGUUUUUGGCAACGGAAGAACUCCAGACUAUCUCCUAUUAGGCAACAUGGUUUACACAUUUGUGGUCAUCACAGUUUGUCUUAAAGCUGGCCUUGAGACCUCUUCCUGGACCAUGUUCAGUCACAUUGCCAUCUGGGGAAGCAUCGGCCUGUGGGUGGUGUUUUUCAUUAUCUACUCCUCCCUGUGGCCUCUCAUCCCUCUGGCCCCCGACAUGUCUGGAGAGGCGGAGAUGAUGUUCAGUUCAGGGGUCUUCUGGACGGGUCUGGUCUUCAUCCCCAUCACCUCGCUGGUCUUUGACGUUGCCUACAAAGUAGUGAAGAAGGUGUGUUUCAAGACCCUGGUGGAUGAAGUGCAGGAGCUGGAGGCUUUAUCCAAAGACCCUGGAGCAGUGGUGCAUGGAAAGAGUUUGACGGAGAGGGCCCAGCUCCUGAAGAACGUCUUCAAGAAGAGCACCGUCAGUCUGUACCGGUCUGACUCAAUGCAGCAGAACCUGCUCCAUGGCUACGCCUUUUCUCAAGAUGAGAACGGAGUGGUGUCGCAGUCUGAGGUCAUCAGAGCGUACGACACCACCAAACAGAGGACCAACGAGUGGUGAGCACCGGCCAUCUCCUUCCUGGCCGGCCAAUCCGGAGCCACAGCAACUGUUUCUCAUGGCGAUAUUUGAAGAGAAGCCGUGAUGCGAACGUGUGCCUCCAGCACUGAGGGGAUUUUAGGACAUGAAUAUGAAACGGAUAGAGGAGACUGACAUUGUGUAAUCUUUGAAAAAGGGGGGAAAAAAACAAUGAGCAAAACAAAUAGUGUUCACUAUCAGCUGUAGUUGUGUGUCCAGCAGACAUGAUGAGCACUGUGCUUUCUUAGCAGUCUGUGGUCUGAAGCUCUUCACUGUCUUUUGAUUUAUGGAAAAACAGUUUCCAGCACUGAGCCAAAAAAGUCUAAAAUCAUUGUAGUAAAUUGAAAUCAAACUCCUAAACACUUGUAAAAGUUAAACACUAGAUGAUGAUUCGUUUUAUUUGAAUAUUUGAACUUGUGUCAGAUUGCCAAAGAGCAGUCGCGUAUACAAUCUUCCAAAUACUCGUGAAUUCGGACAGAAACCUCAAACCAAAUGUAAUCACACUCCUGAGUGUAUUCCAACAUUAAACGGACCGCUUCAGAGCAGACAUUUGUAAUUUAAUUUGCUUUUUGCACUUAAGGAAGCAUCUCUUGUGUAAGGCCUUACAUUUGCUCAUGCCUUCAUCCUCUUUUAAAAUACACUUUUUUUCUUUUUCUUUAUUACUUUUUAUAGUUUCGUUUCUAAAGUAUGUAGAUAUUGUGCCUGGUUUUAUUUCUGUUUAUCUUUAUUAUUUAUUUUUUUUAACUGUUGCCUCCUGCAACACACCGUAGUCCAGUUUCCACCAUUUAUACAGCAGAAGUAUUGCUCUUGACAGAUAAUUGCAUUCCACACUUCACUCCUGUCUCAACAAUCACAACGGUGCCUAUGUAGAACUUUUCCCUCUUAGAAGUAAAAGAUAGCCAAGAGUAGUUUUAGCCAGCUAGCUUAGAGCAGUGCUUCACACACACCUACUGAAGACACAUCACUGUCUCCUCCCCCCCCCCCCAAAUCCCACCCCCGCCACAGUAUUGCACUCGUACAAUGUGAAAAUUACAGUGCUGUUUGGCACAGACCGAGAUUUGUUCCUGCAGAGUUAAACGGGAGGCUCUCUGAUGGUCUCUGUUGAAGCUGACAGUGGUGAUAGUGUUUCCCUUAAAAUGGAGAUUAUAUCCUUCUAACAUAAGUGCCAUUAGCUUAAGGGAGAGAGAAAUAUUAGCCAGGAAACUCCACCACAGUAUCAAAACUACUUUGUCUCUAUAGUUAUUUUGUGGAUUUGUAUUUUUAUAUUGGAGAUGUAUGAAUUUUGCAUUGACCGGCUUUGUAAUGAACUGUCUGUAACUCUUUGUUUCUCUUCCUCUGAUAAACUGGCAGGAUAGAUUAGAUCGAAUGAGGAGCUUUCUUAAAUGUCUUGUUAUUAUAAUAUUAAUAUUGUUACGGCUUGAUUUAUUUAUAUUUGACUACUUAAUGUCUGUGUGGUUGCUUUCUUCUCCCUAUGGGAGAUCAGAUUUCUGACAGUGUGUGUGACUGGCGUGUUUGUGUAUUGCCUGCAUGUGCAUGUGCUGUGUGCGAGUGAAUGAAUGUGUGUAUGUAUGUGUGUCAACUCUACUGUGGAUAACUUCUAUGUAUGCAUUGCAUGUCUGUGUCCUUUAUGUGGGACUGGGAGUUUACUGGCGUCUCCUGGUGUGUUUCUUAUAUUGUGUUUGAGAGUGUGUGUGUGUGUGUGUGUGAGUGUGGGUGGUGCUUGCUCCAGUUGUCCGUCUGCACGACUCCAGGUAUAACUAUGGUGUACUACUGUGUGCUGAUGCAUGGCCGGUAUGGGGGAAGUAUGAUUGUUUUGUGUGUGUGAGGUGCGAUUGUGUGUGUGUGUGUGUGUGUGUGUGUGUGUGUGUGUGUGUGUGUUCAAACUCUCUGCCUCGACUGUGGGAGUUUCUGAUGCUCAGCUUGCUUCGACAGGAGAUGUUGCACAAUGCACUCGAUGUACCUUUCCAGUAGUGGAUAUCUGGUAUUUCUGUUAAUGAUCUCUCUGAGUGUACAUGUUUGUAACUUGUCGCUUUACGGGACAGCUCUUCUGUGUUUCUCAGCUCAGCGAGGGUUUAUAAUUUAAUCUUCUUGUUAUUUUUUCUACGCUGGUCUUAAUUGUUGAAACUUAAUUGGUUGUCAUCUUGUUAAAAAUUUCCAAACCGCUGAAUGUGGAUGUCGUCGUCAUCGUGGAAGGCUUGGACUGUUGCUUUCUUUUUUCCAGAAAAAAUAAAAACACGUUGUUGUUUGUGAAAGUCGUGGGCUGCAUGAAUGGAUAACACAAAACUUCUCUGAAGUGUUAACUGUACUACUUUGAUUCUCCCUCAAGUGUUGAUCACUUUACAGAAGAAAAAAGAUGCACCUUUAACUUUAAUUUUUUCUUUUUUUUAAAAUAUUUGUUUAUUUUCUGUAAUUUUGUUCAAUGAUUGUUUUGCAUGUUGGGACUGCAGAAUUAUAAGUGUUGUCUUUUACUGCCAUGAAGGACUACUGAAAUAAACUUUACAAUC